AUGCUUGCCGCUUUAAUAGCACUCCAUGCCUUGACGUACAAACUCAAAGACCAGUAUGUCGGUCCUUCCUUCCUGGACGGCUUCGACCAUUGGCCUUACUCCGACCCUACCCAUGGACGGGUGAACUACGUGGAUCAGGCUACUGCGAUCGUCAACAACCUCACCUUCGCUGAAGGCAAGACGUUCGUCAUGCGCGCGGACGACACCACCGUUCUGGACCCGAACGGGCCGGGGAGGAACAGUGUGAGGAUCCAGAGCAAGAACAUGUACAGCGUGGCGGUGAUGGUCAUGGACAUCCGCCACAUGCCGAAUGGCUGCGCUACUUGGCCGGCUUGGUGGACUUGCGGGAACAACUGGCCCUAUGGUGGGGAGAUCGACAUCAUCGAAUACGUGAACGGUCAGUCCCCGAAUCAUAUGACGCUCCACACGAGCCCGGGAUGCACUCAGCCGCAAUCGCGAACGAUGACCGGGACAACCACGUCCACAGACUGUGAUGCCAACGUCAACUAUAACGAAGGCUGUGGCGUGCAAUCCGGAAACUCUGCUUCUGCUGGCAGUGGGUUCAACAGCAUCGGUGGUGGGUGGUAUGCAAUGGAGCGGACCACAUCCUCCAUCUCCAUCUGGUUCUGGCCACGCAACUCCCGCACCGUGCCUACCGUCGUCAAGGGAGGGGCGAGGGCAGUCAACACGAAAUUGUUUGGCACACCGGAUGCGACAUUCGUCAACAAUCAAUGUGAUUUUAACAGCCAUUUCCAGCCGCACAACAUCAUCUUUGACUUGACGCUGUGUGGUGACUGGGCGGGCAACAACUACCCUGCGAGCUGUCCCAGCAAUUGCGUCGAUUAUGUCAACAACAAUCCAGCAGCUUUUUCUGAUGCAUACUGGGAUAUUGCCGCCCUAAGGAUAUACGAGUAG
Molecule: messenger RNA, 915 nt
Organism: Dacryopinax primogenitus
Lineage: Eukaryota; Fungi; Basidiomycota; Dacrymycetes; Dacrymycetales; Dacrymycetaceae
Product: laminarinase
Exons: 5
Coding region: 1-915 (304 amino acids)
Biological process (GO): glucan catabolic process
Molecular function (GO): hydrolase activity, hydrolyzing O-glycosyl compounds
Source: RefSeq, a predicted model, not a curated record